CCAACCACCCUUGUAGAUCUAUAUAACUUCUACUUAAAGAACACCACCAUCUUCCCAAAUCUGCAAUCAUCAAACACAACAUAAGCUAAGCAAUGGCAAAGCCAUGGCUUUUAGCUCUCUCCAUCAUCACUUCUCUCCUCUUCUCAUCAGUAUCACCAGAUUUCAACUAUGUCCGUCCACCACCUGGAAAAAUCAUCACCUUGAAAAGCAACAAACCAGAAUCACACCCACAACAGGUACAUGUUUCAGCAGUUGGGAAUGAGUACAUGAGAGUCUCAUGGAUCACAGAUGACAAGCAUGCACCUUCAGUGGUUGACUAUGGCAAGGUCACUGGCAAAUAUGAAUGGUCAGCCACUGGUGAACAAACAAAGUAUCACUACUUCUUUUAUUCUUCCGGAUUGAUUCAUCAUGUCAAGGUUGGUCCUCUAGAGCCCAACACAAUCUACUUCUACCGAUGCGGCAAAGCCGGGGAUGAGUACACCUUCAAGACAUCCCCGGCCACUCUUCCUAUUGAGUUUGCAGUCAUUGGAGAUCUUGGACAAACGGAAUGGACUGCUUCAACUUUGGCUCAUGUUGAUAGCUCGAACUAUGACAUGUUAUUGCUUCCUGGUGAUCUUUCCUACGCCGACACUCAACAAACGUUGUGGGACUCAUUCGGCCGGUUUGUUGAGAAAUAUGCUAGCAAGAGGCCAUGGAUGGUAACUGAAGGGAACCAUGAGGUUGAGUCCUUUUUGUUUUUCAUUGAACCCUUCAAAGCAUACAAUGCAAGGUGGCUCAUGCCUUAUGAAGAGAGUGGCUCAACUUCAAAUCUCUACUAUUCCUUUGACGUAGCUGGUGGUAGUGUACAUGUUAUCAUGCUUGGUUCUUAUACUGAUUUUGACUCUAAUUCCGACCAGUACAAGUGGCUUGUGUCUGAUUUAAAGAAAGUCAACAGGGAGAGAACACCAUGGUUAAUUGUUCUACUUCAUGCACCAUGGUACAAUACUAAUUCAGCACAUCAGGGUGAAGGUGAGAGCAUGAGGCAAUCCUUGGAGUCUCUUCUUUAUGCUGCUCAUGUUGAUUUGGUCUUUGCUGGACAUGUUCAUGCUUAUGAACGCUUUACAAGGAUAUAUGACAAUAAGGCUGAUCCUUGUGGGCCUAUGUAUAUCACCAUUGGAGAUGGAGGGAAUAGAGAAGGUCUUGCGUUAGAUUUUGAGGAGGAUCACAAGUCAGUGUCACUCUCGAUGUUCAGAGAGGCAAGCUUUGGGCAUGGGCGAUUGAAGGUGUUGAAUGGGACGCAUGCACACUGGUCUUGGCACAGGAAUCAGGACUCGGAUUCCAGUGUUGCUGAUGAAAUAUGGAUUGAAAGCCUAAGCAGCGUUGAUGCUUGUAAGACUAGUGGAAAAAGCUCCUCCUCUUCAUCUUCUUUAAAUGAUGAACUUUAAUUUUUUUAUUUUUCCUCUUUAUCUUUAUUUUUAUUUUUCACCCACCUCUAGUACUCUAAUACUAGAGGAUACCUCCAUCAUCCUAACAAACAGAGGUACGGGUUUAACGUAUGGCUUGUCACAUUUCUUAGGAAAAACACUCUGAUUUAUCAUUUAUUUCAAUGUGUUUAUCAUUUUCUUUUAAA
Messenger RNA from Dioscorea cayenensis subsp. rotundata (Guinea yam), 1609 nucleotides. Its product is annotated as purple acid phosphatase 22-like. The record is from RefSeq and is a predicted model, not a curated record. Lineage: Eukaryota; Viridiplantae; Streptophyta; Magnoliopsida; Dioscoreales; Dioscoreaceae. Gene Ontology annotation, molecular function: protein binding; acid phosphatase activity; metal ion binding.